AUGACACCAGCAGCCUUAAGGUGUGUCAUGACACCAGCAGCCUUGAGGUGUGUCAUGACACCAGCAGCCAUGAGGUGUGUCAUGACACCAGCAGCUGUAAGGUGUGUCAUGACACCAGCAGCCUUAAGGUGUGUCAUGACACCAGCAGCCUUAAGGUGUGUCAUGACACCAGCAGCUGUAAGGUGUGUCAUGACACCAGCAGCCUUAAGGUGUGUCAUGACACCAGCAGCCCCGAGGUGUCAUGACACCAGCAGCCUUAAGGUGUGUCAUGACACCAGCAGCUGUAAGGUGUGUCAUGACACCAGCAGCCCUGAGGUGUGUCAUGACACCAGCAGCUGUAAGGUGUGUCAUGACACCAGCAGCUGUAAGGUGUGUCAUGACACCAGCAGCCUUAAGGUGUGUCAUGACACCAGCAGCCUUAAGGUGUGUCAUGACACCAGCAGCUGUAAGGUGUGUCAUGACACCAGCAGCUGUAAGGUGUGUCAUGACACCAGCAGCACUGAGGUGUGUCAUGACACCAGCAGCCUUAAGGUGUGUCAUGACACCAGCAGCCUUAAGGUGUGUCAUGACACCAGCAGCCUUAAGGUGUGUCAUGACACCAGCAGCCUUAAGGUGUGUCAUGACAUCAGCAGCUGUAAGGUGUGUCAUGACACCAGCAGCCUUGAGGUGUGUCAUGACACCAGCAGCCUUGAGGUGUGUCAUGACACCAGCAGCUGUAAGGUGUGUCAUGACACCAGCAGCUGUAAGGUGUGUCAUGACACCAGCAGCUGUAAGGUGUGUCAUGACACCAGCAGCCUUAAGGUGUGUCAUGACACCAGCAGCCUUAAGGUGUGUCAUGACACCAGCAGCUGUAAGGUGUGUCAUGACAUCAGCAGCCUUAAGGUGUGUCAUGACACCAGCAGCCUUAAGGUGUGUCAUGACAUCAGCAGCUGUAAGGUGUGUCAUGACACCAGCAGCCUUGAGGUGUGUCAUGACACCAGCAGCCUUGAGGUGUGUCAUGACACCAGCAGCUGUAAGGUGUGUCAUGACACCAGCAGCUGUAAGGUGUGUCAUGACACCAGCAGCCUUGAGGUGUGUCAUGACACCCGCAGCCCUGAUGGUUGUAGUGUGUCAUGA
Physella acuta is the source of this 1116-nucleotide messenger RNA. RefSeq names its product keratin-associated protein 5-4-like. The record is from RefSeq and is a predicted model, not a curated record. NCBI's taxonomy places the organism in Eukaryota, Metazoa, Mollusca, Gastropoda, Physidae.